AUGAAGCGAUUAGCUUUUUCUUUGGCCGUUCUCCUGCCACUCGCUGCCGUCUACGUGAUGAACGUCGACGCUUUGGACAGUCCAGACAGUCCAGAAGGCCCCGAACUUAGAGAUGCUAAUGUUACCGUUAGCCGUGCUAAGCGUCAAUAUGGCUGCCCAGCUAACUGUUACUCAUCCUGUGCCUCAACCAGUCAAUGUCAGAUGUAUUCCGUUUCUGCUGUUUGCGUUUCUGGAUGUUGCUGCCCAGGCAACUCUCUCGAAACUGCUUGCUCCGGAGGACCAGCUGUAGCUGCUUGUCUUGGAGGUCUCUGUGGACAAGGAUAUUUCUGCUCAUCCAACAACUACUGUUGUAGAUGCCAAUCCGGAAACUCUACUGGUCCAUGUGUUAACCAACAGUGUCCUACUGGAUUCCUCUGCAACACAAACCAAUACUGCUGCCCUCUCGGAUCCGGCGGAGUUCUCGGACAAUGCGUUAAUGGAGUUUGUCCAACAGGAUACACCUGCGGAGCUGGAAACUUAUGUUAUUUGACCUCUGGAAAGAAGUAA
Auanema sp. JU1783 is the source of this 546-nucleotide messenger RNA. The record is from the annotation of a GenBank genome assembly. NCBI's taxonomy places the organism in Eukaryota, Metazoa, Nematoda, Chromadorea, Rhabditida, Rhabditidae.